AGGAGGAGGGCCUAAGGAAAAAACUUUACUAUCGUGAACCCGGAAGAGGUUGACCAACUCGAGCGGGGAUUUUCGUGAAGGAGCAACAUGGCUGCGCCGGUAGGAUCGGCGGAGUCUCUCCCUCCGCCCAAGAAGAUCGUAGCCCCCACUGUAUCUCAGAUUAACGCGGAGUUCGUGACGCAGCUGGCAAAUAAAUAUUGGGCACCGCACGUCAAGAAAAAGCUGCCAUUUGAAUCAAGGGUUAUUGAAGAUGUGUAUGGAAAAGAAAUUGUUAGGUCAAAAUUUGCUAUUAGAAAGAUAAUGCUACUAGAAUUUAGUCAGUACCUGGAAAAUUACUUAUGGGUGAAUUAUGCUCCUGAAUUGUCUAGCAAAGCUUAUUUGAUGUCCAUCUGUUGUAUGGUGAAUGAAAAGUUCAGAGAAAAUGUUCCAGCUUGGGAGACAUUCAAGAAGAAGCCACAGCAUUUUCCAUUCUUUUUCAAACGUGUGCUGGUGGCCUCCUUGGCAGAGAAGGAUGGUGAAAUCACUCUGCAAGAGCAGACAAUACUCUUGCUGUUCCUUGAUCAUUGUUUCAACAGUUUGGAAGUGGACUUGAUCAGAGAACAAAUCCAGCAACUCAUCUCCCUCCCAAUGUGGAUGGGACUGCAGCCUGCACGUCUACAACUUGAAUUGAAAAAGACACCAAAACUUAAAAAAUUUUGGAAUUUGAUCGAGAAGAAUGAUGAGAAAAUGGAUGAAAAUAUACGAUUACAGACAUAUCAGGAAAGGAGAUUCCUCUCACAGCUUAUCCAGAAAUUUAUCUCUGUAUUAAAGUCAAUAUCCAUUUCAGAUGCCCUCUGUAUGGAUAAAGUGCGCUAUUGUGAAAGGUUUAUUGAAUUUAUGAUAGAUUUAGAGGCUCUGCUUCCAACACGACGAUGGUUUAAUACUAUACUAGAUGACUCCCACCUAGUUGUACAUUGUUAUUUAUCCAGUCUAGCAAAAAGGGACAAAGAAGGACAUCUGUUCUGCCAGCUUUUAGACAUGCUCAAAUUCUACACGGGAUUUGAAAUUAAUGAUCAGACUGGAAAUGCUUUGACUGCAAAUGAAAUGACUACAAUUCAUUAUGAUAGAAUUACUUCCCUCCAGAGAGCUGCCUUUGCACAUUUUCCGGAACUCUACAGUUUUGCCCUCUCAAAUGUAUCUGCUGUAGAUACACGUGAUUCUCUGCUAAAGUUUUUUGGGCCUCUAAGUCCAGAUAUGCUCCACCAGGUGGCAUCAUAUCUCUGCUUACUCCCACCCCUACGUGAAGGAGAAAAUACAACUUAUGAAAAAUACUUUCUGCUUGAACUAUUGGUCUCUCGACAUGAACGUAGAAUUUCUCAAAUUCAGCAGCUUAAUCAGAUGCCUCUGUAUCCCACUGAGAAGAUUAUUUGGGAUGAAAAUAUUGUUCCAACUGAAUACUAUUCUGGAGAAGGUUGUCUUGCCCUCCCAAAAUUGAAUUUACAGUUUCUAACUCUUCAUGAUUACCUCCUAAGAAAUUUCAACCUUUUUCGUCUGGAAUCUACUUAUGAAAUCAGACAAGACAUUGAAGAUAGUGUCAGUAGGAUGAAACCAUGGCAAUCAGAAUAUGGUGGCAUUGUCUUUGGUGGAUGGGCUCGAAUGGCACAGCCAAUUGUUUCUUUCACCAUUGUAGAGGUGGCAAAGCCAAACAUAGGAGAAAAUUGGCCAAUGAGAGUCCGUGCAGAUGUUACAAUUAAUUUGAACAUUAGAGACAACAUCAAAAAUGAAUGGGAAGGUUUGCGCAAACAUGAUGUCUGCUUUCUAAUUACUGUCCGUCCCACUCAGCCCUAUGGUACCAAGUUUGAUAGAAGGCAGCCAUUUGUGGAACAAACUGGCCUUGUUUAUGUCAGGGGGUGUGAAAUCCAGGGUAUGCUGGAUGAUAAGGGACGUGUCAUUGAAGAAGGGCCAGAACCCAAACCAAGACUUAAAGGUGACUCAAGAACAUUUAGAAUUUUCUUGGAUCCUAAUCAAUAUCAACAAGAUAUGGCCAGUACCAUCCAAAGUGGAACAGAAGAUGUAUAUGAAACUUUUAAUAUAAUAAUGAGGAGAAAACCCAAAGAAAACAAUUUUAAAGCUGUUCUGGAGACUAUAAGAAAUCUGAUGAACACAGAGUGUGUCGUUCCUAAUUGGCUGCAUGACAUUAUCCUUGGUUAUGGUGAUCCUGGAAGUGCUCACUAUUCAAAAAUGCCAAUUCAGAUUGCCUGCUUGGAUUUUAAUGAUACCUUCCUUUCCAUUGAUCACUUAAAAGCUAGCUUUCCUGGAUAUAACAUUAAAGUAACAGUGGAAGACCAAGCAUUGCAAAUUCCUCCAUUCAGGAUAACAUUUCCAGUCAGAAGUGAGGCAGGAAAGAAACGGAAAGAGUGCGAUGAAGAAAAUACUGAAAGUUCUAAAACACUAGUUGUUGAACCACAUGUCAUCCCUAACAGAGGUCCUUACCCAUACAAUCAACCUAAGCGCAAUACCAUACAAUUUACUCAUACCCAGAUUGAAGCGAUCCGGGCAGGAAUGCAACCUGGUUUGACAAUGGUAGUAGGGCCACCUGGUACAGGUAAAACUGAUGUGGCAGUGCAGAUAAUAUCUAACCUCUAUCACAACUUUCCUGAGCAGAGGACUCUGAUUGUUACACAUUCCAAUCAGGCUUUGAAUCAACUGUUUGAGAAAAUCAUGGCUCUAGAUGUCGAUGAGCGUCACCUCUUGCGUCUUGGUCAUGGAGAGGAAGAAUUGGAAACAGAGAAAGAUUUUAGCAGGUAUGGAAGAGUAAACUAUGUUCUGUCUCGGAGACUGGAACUUCUGCGAGAGGUUGGGCGAUUACAAGAGAGUUUGGGUGUGCCAGGAGAUGUAUCCUAUACUUGUGAAACAGCUGGCCAUUUCUUUUUAUAUCAAGUAAUGUCUCGCUGGGAAGAGUACAUGAGCAAAGUGAAAGUUAAAGGUAGCAAGCCUUCUGAAGUUGCUGAUAUCUGCAACUUUUUUCCUUUUCAUCAAUAUUUUGCAAAUGCCCCUCAGCCAAUUUUUAAAGGCAGAUCUUACACUGAAGAUAUGGAAAUUGCUGAAGGAUGCUUUAGACAUAUUAAGAAAAUAUUUACUCAACUUGAGGAAUUUAGAGCAUUUGAAUUGCUCCGUAGUGGGCUGGACAGAUCAAAGUAUUUACUUGUGAAGGAAGCGAAGAUUAUUGCAAUGACUUGUACUCAUGCUGCGUUGAAACGCCAUGACUUAGUUGAGCUGGGAUUUAAGUAUGAUAAUAUCUUAAUGGAAGAGGCUGCUCAGAUAUUGGAAAUUGAAACAUUUAUACCACUCCUUUUGCAGAACCCACAAGAUGGGUUCAGCCGAUUAAAGCGGUGGAUAAUGAUUGGGGAUCAUCAUCAAUUGCCCCCAGUCAUUAAAAACAUGGCUUUUCAAAAAUACUCAAACAUGGAACAGUCUCUUUUUACACGGUUUGUUCGUGUCGGAGUGCCAACUAUUGACUUGGAUGCUCAAGGGAGAGCAAGAGCAAGCUUAUGUAAUCUCUAUAAUUGGCGAUAUAAGAUACUGGGCAACUUGCCGCAUGUGCAGCUCUUACCUGAAUUCAGAACAGCAAAUGCUGGCUUUUUGUAUGACUUCCAGCUUAUAAAUGUAGAGGAUUUCCAUGGCAUAGGAGAAUCUGAACCAAAUCCUUAUUUCUAUCAGAAUCUUGGUGAGGCAGAAUAUGUUGUUGCACUGUUCAUGUACAUGUGCCUGCUAGGAUACCCUGCAGAAAAGAUAAGCAUCUUGACAACUUACAAUGGGCAGAAACAUCUGAUUCGGGAUAUUAUCAAUCAGCGUUGUGGGAAUAAUCCAUUGAUUGGAAGACCAAAUAAGGUGACAACUGUGGACAGGUUUCAAGGUCAGCAAAAUGAUUACAUCAUCCUUUCACUUGUGCGAACAAAAGCAGUUGGACACUUGAGGGAUGUACGGCGUUUGGUGGUUGCUAUGUCAAGAGCCAGGCUUGGUCUGUAUAUAUUUGCAAGAGUGUCACUAUUCCAGAACUGCUUUGAGCUGACUCCAGCUUUCAGCCAGCUUACUGCUCGUCCUCUUCAGCUGUAUAUAGUUCCUGCAGAGUAUUUUCCAACUGCUCGUCAGAAUGGAAAACAUCCAUCUCAUCAAAUUCAUAUUAUAAAGAAUAUGCCUCAGAUGGCUAAUUUUGUCUACAACAUGUAUAUGCAUAUGAUCCAAACUACACACCAACACCGACAGCAUUUAUUACCUCCUCCAGAACUUGUUGAAGAAAGUGAAAUGUCCAAACCGCAGGAAAAUGAAGGUGUCCAGAGUAAGGAAUCUGAACUGGAAACAGGAACUGAAAUCGAAGCUAUGUCAGGGGAUACUAUAAAAGAGAACAUUUUGAAUGAGAAACCAAAGACAAGAGAGGAAGAAGAGGAGCAUCGGAAAAUGCCUGAACAUCCUGGAAGAGAUAGUGACAGUGAAGACAGUGAAACAGAAAUUGAUGCUGAUAAAUGAACAUUGCCUGUUCAGGUCUGAAAAAAAGUGUUAGCAAAAAAUGACCAUAGAUACCAUAUGUAUCCAUUGUUUUAGUGGAUCAGUUGCUGUAAAUAUUAAUGAUUCUUCAGAUUUCAUUUUUUUGUACUAUAAAUAUGAAAUGAAUCAUUUAUGUGGUCAUAAACAAGGAACAGAAACAAUGCUAUCACAUUUUUAUGUAUUUAGUAAAACAUUUUUAAAUUAU
Messenger RNA from Thamnophis elegans (Western terrestrial garter snake), 4729 nucleotides. It is a transcript of the gene AQR, whose product is annotated as aquarius intron-binding spliceosomal factor. The transcript has 35 exons. Gene Ontology annotation, biological process: mRNA splicing, via spliceosome. Bases 88 to 4506 code for a protein of 1472 amino acids. Gene Ontology annotation, molecular function: mRNA binding; helicase activity. NCBI's taxonomy places the organism in Eukaryota, Metazoa, Chordata, Lepidosauria, Squamata, Natricidae. Gene Ontology annotation, cellular component: catalytic step 2 spliceosome. The record is from RefSeq and is a predicted model, not a curated record.